CGUCAGCCCUCGGCAAAGCAAGGGUUAACUCGGUCAGCCUGUUGUUCUCCGUUUAGUCCAACCGGGCUGUGUCUCUAAGGGAGAAGAAGCUGCGCUUCAGGAGGUGCAACAGAUCUCCAGCUGGAAAACGAGCUCACAUCUGGCGCGCAAGAGGAGCUCCUGUUUAAGCGCAACCUGUGCGCGUAAUUCCUCGGAGCUGGAUCACAUUCCCUUUGUCAUCAACUCGUGGGUCACCACCAACACUGAGCUCAGACUGACAUGAAGACGCGCCUCCUCUUCAUCUGAUCGCUCAUCUCUUACGCUUCUAAAUGAUCAGCUCCGUGUGCGUUUCGACUUAUCGAGGGCGCAAGUCAGGAAACAAACCUCCGUCUAAAUCAUGCCUGAAGGAGGACAUGGCGAGAGGCGAGGACUCGGAAAAAAUCAUCAUCAACGUCGGCGGCACCCGGCAUGAGACCUACAGGAGCACCCUCCGGACCCUGCCGGGGACCCGCCUGGCCUGGCUGGUUGAAACAGACUCUCAGGGCUGCUGCUCCGAAUCAGACGCCGAUCCUCCGGUGGCCUCCGAGUUCUUCUUUGACAGACACCCGGGCAUCUUCGCCUAUGUGCUCAACUAUUACCGGACCGGGAAGCUGCACUGUCCUGCAGACGUGUGCGGCCCCUUGUUCGAGGAGGAACUGGCCUUCUGGGGGAUAGAUGACACCGAUGUGGAGCCCUGCUGCUGGAUGACCUACCGACAGCACCGGGAUGCCGAGGAGGCCCUGGAGAUAUUCGAGCCGCCCGACCCGGAGGACACAGACGAUGACAGGGACACGCCGCGACGGUUCGGCAUUGAGGACACCAAUCACGGGUCCAGAGGAUGCUGGGAAGUUUGGAGACCCAAAGCCUGGGCCUUGUUUGACGACCCUUACUCAUCCAAAGCAGCCAGGGGAGUGGCAAUCAUCUCUCUCUUCUUCAUCCUGUUGUCUAUCACUACCUUCUGCUUGGAGACCCAUCAAGCCUUUGACGUAGAGGAAAACUUUACUGAACUAGUUACCGAUGGAAACAUCACAAAGGUGGAGAAUAGGACUGAGAAUGUCACAAACCCAAAACUUGUUAUGGUGGAAGGAGCAUGUGUGGUGUGGUUUACCUUUGAAUUCCUGGUUCGAAUCAUCUGCUGCCCGAUCAAACUGGCCUUCAUCAAAAACACACUCAACAUCAUUGACUUUGUUGCCAUUCUGCCGUUCUACCUUGAGAUGAGUUUGAGAGGUUUGUCAUCCAAAGCAGCCAGUAACGUGCUCGGUUUUCUCCGAGUGGUGCGCUUUGUGAGGAUUUUACGGAUCUUUAAGCUCACACGUCACUUUGUAGGACUGCGUGUCCUGGGUCACACGCUAAGAGCCAGUGUUAACGAAUUCCUCCUGCUUGUUAUAUUCUUGGCGCUGGGAGUACUCAUCUUUGCCACAAUGAUUUACUACGCCGAGCGCAUCGGAGUCAUCUACAACCCCAGGAUUGAAAACGACUUCAAAAACAUCCCCAUCAGCUUCUGGUGGGCAGUGGUUACAAUGACGACACUGGGCUACGGAGACAUGGUUCCAAAGACCUGGCUGGGUAUGAUGGUGGGGGCACUGUGUGCGCUGGCUGGCGUGCUGACUAUCGCUAUGCCUGUUCCCGUGAUUGUCAACAAUUUUGGAAUGUACUACUCUCUGGCUAUGGCGAAGCAAAAACUGCCAAAAAAGAAAAAGAAGCACACCCAAAAUCCAGAUGCACCAACCGACUCGGCCUCAUUUAUGAAAUCAGAAACAAACUCACACAUAGACAGCACUCAGAGUGACACGUGUCCACUGGCAGCUGAAGAGAGCAGCAGCAGGAACCGCUCAGACUCCAAACAGAACGGGGAUGCAAAUGUUGCCCUUUCAGAUGAGGAGGGCUGCAGUCUUACCCAGCCGCUGUCCCCCAGUGAAAAGUGGUCCAUGCGGUGCUCCAGAGGACGCGGCAAGAAUAAGGAGGGCACCUGCUUCCUCUUAACAUCUGGGGAUCUCAACAUCCAUGUUGAAGACUGUAAAGAUAUUCUUGGUACUGCUGGAAACUAUACCCAGCCCGAGGUCACCACUCUGACCUGAUGACUUGCUUAAAAUAAGGAGGAGGCGACGUGACGUCUGCUGCGGUGUAUGCUGGAUCCCUGCUGUUUAGAUCAACUGCAGAGCCAAUUAUUGUACUUCUAAAUGAAUCCUCUCUGUUUUUAC
Cyprinodon tularosa is the source of this 2219-nucleotide messenger RNA. It is a transcript of the gene kcnc4, whose product is annotated as potassium voltage-gated channel, Shaw-related subfamily, member 4. Gene Ontology annotation, molecular function: delayed rectifier potassium channel activity; protein binding. Gene Ontology annotation, biological process: protein homooligomerization; potassium ion transmembrane transport. The coding region runs from base 309 to 2096 and encodes 595 amino acids. The record is from RefSeq and is a predicted model, not a curated record. Lineage: Eukaryota; Metazoa; Chordata; Actinopteri; Cyprinodontiformes; Cyprinodontidae. Gene Ontology annotation, cellular component: neuronal cell body membrane; voltage-gated potassium channel complex; axon. The transcript is spliced from 5 exons.